Messenger RNA from Drosophila mojavensis, 761 nucleotides. RefSeq names its product gustatory and pheromone receptor 39a. The record is from RefSeq and is a predicted model, not a curated record. The coding region runs from base 87 to 566 and encodes 159 amino acids. Lineage: Eukaryota; Metazoa; Arthropoda; Insecta; Diptera; Drosophilidae. The transcript has a single exon.
AAAUUUUAAUUUGGACUUUUAUCGUACAUCAAGUUUCUGUCGAUAUCAAUAUUGUAUCAAUCUUUUGGUUUUAUAGUUCGAACUUUAUGCCCCAUUCAGUACAUAUCGUGCAACUUGUAGCGCAGUAUACAAAAGACAUGCAAUCCCAGGAGUUGUUCGCGUUUGUGCACUAUCAACGAUUUUUGGGUCUCAAUGAUAUCGAUUAUUCGAGCUGCUUGCAGCGUUAUGUGCUGCAUGCCACAUGCUGCUCACGCUUUGCCCAGCUAUUGGUAUUGUGCAUCAUAAUUUGUGCAUUGUUAGAAGGAUUGCUGGGCAACCGUGUGGAUUACGUGGGCAUGGAGUCGACUGUGGGCAGUGCCGUCUAUCAAGUUCUUCUUCUUAUGUCCCCGGUGACGGAGUUGCUGUUGCACAUUUGGCUACACAGCCAGCAGCACUUGCAACAGAAUCUACUGAAUCGCCUCAUGGACUUGGCUCUUCGUUUGCAGGUGGACACUCAAGCAUUCAGUUCGCUUCGCUGGCUUUAUGGCCUUUGGCUUGGCAUUAGUUCGAUAUUGCAAGUAAUUUGAGCAUUCACGAUGAACUUCUCUUGCUCUGCCACGAAGAGAUGCUGAAUGUCUUUGGUGUGGCGUUGAUUUUUCCAUUUCUCUACUUUGUGCUGGAUGCCACCUGCGUAUGCUACAUAGGCACAUUCGUGGAUCGCUUCUCACAUAAAGAAGUGCUGUUAGUGCUUAGUUGGCUAGUGCCUAUAUUCUUCUACAUGG